AUGGGGGGCUCAGGGCCGGGGGAGGGGUCUCAGAGCCCUGGAAGGGGACCUGGGGGUGGUCCCAGGGCUCCUGGUGUUUGGGGUGGAUUUUGGGUGGGAUUUGGGGAGUUUUGGGGGGGUUUAGGACCCCCUGACCCCCCCUCAGUGUGCACGCAGCUCCUGGUGUCGCGGCCGGACGAGGAGAACAUCACCAGUUACCUCCAGCUGCUCGAGAAGUGCCUGAGCCACGAGGCGUUCACGGAGACGCAGAAGAAGCGGCUCCAGUCCUGGAAGCAGCAGGUGCUGAAGCUGCUCCGCGCCUUCCCCAAGAAGGGGCCCCUGGACGGCCCCCCCGGAUACCGACCCCCCAAAAGCUGGGCCUUCGGCUCCAACUCCCUCCCCAUA
Molecule: messenger RNA, 384 nt
Organism: Onychostruthus taczanowskii (white-rumped snowfinch)
Lineage: Eukaryota; Metazoa; Chordata; Aves; Passeriformes; Passeridae
Product: protein Smaug homolog 2-like
Exons: 4
Biological process (GO): nuclear-transcribed mRNA poly(A) tail shortening; negative regulation of translation
Cellular component (GO): P-body
Molecular function (GO): mRNA binding; translation repressor activity
Source: RefSeq, a predicted model, not a curated record